Messenger RNA from Nematostella vectensis (starlet sea anemone), 1780 nucleotides. Its product is annotated as sterol 26-hydroxylase, mitochondrial. NCBI's taxonomy places the organism in Eukaryota, Metazoa, Cnidaria, Anthozoa, Actiniaria, Edwardsiidae. The transcript has 8 exons. The record is from RefSeq and is a predicted model, not a curated record. Gene Ontology annotation, molecular function: oxidoreductase activity, acting on paired donors, with incorporation or reduction of molecular oxygen; heme binding; monooxygenase activity. Bases 74 to 1642 code for a protein of 522 amino acids. Gene Ontology annotation, cellular component: mitochondrial inner membrane. Gene Ontology annotation, biological process: cholesterol metabolic process; cortisol metabolic process; glucocorticoid biosynthetic process.
AUCUUCGACAUUUGUCAAAUUCGUGUUUUCUUGACUUCUUGUGUUUAGAUGCAAGGACAUUUUUUAGACCAUCAUGGCUUAUAUUAAAAAAGCCACAUCACUUUAUGGCACAAGAGCUCUUAACUUGUCUCGAAGUAAUUUAGUGCGUUUCACACCGAUUUUCUGCGCGAAAGUUGACUCGGUUCGCUACAAAUCUACAGCGGCCAUUCCUAAAGAAGAGGCCAAAGUAAAAAGUUACAAAGAGAUUCCUGGACCAGGCUGGAAAGGAAACUUAAGCUAUUUUGGCAAAAAUGGGAUAGAACAUAUGCAUCUACGCCAGCAGAAAUGGAGGCAAAACCACGGACCGAUCUACCGCGAACAGUUUGGACCUUACAAGACUGCCUUCGUCGCCGAUCCGAAACUUGUUCGAGAAGUUUUCCGAAAUGAGGGCAAGUAUCCUCAGAGAGAGCCUCAGAUAGAAUUGUGGAUGGAUUACAAAGAGAAGAGGAAACAGGCUCAUGGAGUCUUUUCGCUAAAUGGUGAGGAAUGGCUUAAAGCACGCUCAGUUCUGAACAAGAAAAUGCUUAAGCCAAAGGUGGUUCACGGGUACGUACCAGAGCUGUCAAAUGUUGUGGAUGAUUUCAUUGGCCGUGUGAAUGAGCUACGUAGCACAACCAGUGACAAGACUGUCCCAAACCUACAGAAUGUGCUGUUCAAAUGGUCCAUGGAAUCAAUCGGCACUGUACUCUAUGAAAAACAAUUUGGUGCAUUUUCCAAGUCAGGGUCUGAAGAAAGUCAGAGCAUCAUCACUGCUAUUCAGAAUCUCUUUUCUGUCUUUAUCAAGAUGGUCUUCAUGCCUGUAUGGGUGACUAAGUUCUAUGAAACCAAAGCAGUGAAAAUGUUCUACCAGAGCAUGGAUACCCUGUAUGACUUCACUGAUAAAUGUGUAGAGGAAAAGCUCAAAGAGAUAAAUGAAAGAAAUGUUGAUGCUGAUGAGAAUAGUGAAGCAGAGUUCUUGACGUUCCUUGUUGCCAGCAAGAGUCUCUCAUUGUCAGAAAUCACCAGCAAUCUAGUGGAGAUAUUGAUGGCGGCAGUUGACACGACAUCAAAUACAAGUCUUUGGGCUUGCUACUGCCUGGCAAAGAACCCUGAAGUCCAGGAAAAGUUACACAAAGAAGUCACAUCAGUCCUAGAACCAGGAGAAGUCGCCACCCUGGCAACCUUGAACAAAAUGCGCUACCUCCGUUCCGUCAUCAAGGAGACCUUAAGGCUCUACCCUGCUGCACCAGAGAAUGCGCGCUUCAUGCAGAAAGACACAGAGAUCGGCGGGUAUCUUAUUCCUCAAGGGACAAUGGUUCGCAUCCCCCUGUAUGUGAUGGGGCGUGACCCUGAAAUCUUUGACGACCCUCUGACGUUUAGCCCUGAGCGCUGGAUGAGGGGUGACGACACCCAUCCGGAUUAUCACGCAUAUGCCAUGUUGCCCUUUGGCCACGGAACACGCAUGUGUCUAGGUCGCAGAGUGGCUGAGCUUGAGAUGCAGCUGUUGCUAUCUAGGGUGUCGCAGCUGUAUCUACUUGAAUCCAAGAAUGACGUGAAGUCCAUCGUCAGAGGUCUUCUUUCGCCCGACAGGGACGUGAUACUGGCGUUCAAUGACCGCACAUGAAAGUCGCGUCUGAAUACUGACCUGAUAAGCGCAAAUAGACGUUUUUAGACGUAGGGAUCAUCUGGGCUUCUAGUUCCUAGAAAUAAUUAUCAUGCGCAAACUGUAGUUCCAUGCAGUGUAUAUAAAUGCUUAAGUGGC